AUGGAGGUGGGGCGUGUGUCAGGGAGCUUCAUCCUCAGGUCCUGCAGCAAGAGGAGGCUCUUCAUCGCAUCUGGUACGCUCUCAAGAGGUGGCGACUCAUCUCCCGGUGGACCGUCCUCUUCCCGACGAUGGCUUGUUCGUCAAUCAAUCGGAGAUGAUUUACUCGAUGGAUUCGUGAUCCUUUUAUCGCGAAUCAUUCAGAAAUUUUAGUAGCAAUGCUCCGCGAAUCGCGUUGACGAGAUUUUCGCCAAUGAUCCAGUGAUUCUCGUUGCUUAAUCCUUCACCGGCGAUCUGCAGGAAAGUUGCAAUAAUCAGAUAAAAAUAAAUGAAUUUUGACUCUAGGAGGAUUCGAACCCGCGCCGGUUGUCUACCCCUUUUGAGGAAGGUGUGACGCGGGUUUAGUCCCACAUCGGUUACGCGCCGAUUUUUCGGGCAAAUAUAUAGUAAUGUUAGCUUUCUAAGCAAAGUUCCUUCUCUCACGUGUACGACCACUCCUGGCCCCACAGCCAGCUGGCCACCGGUGACGUGGAAGGGGAGUGGCGCACACGUGCCCCUAUCGGUCCAAGCCGCUCGAGCCCCUGCUCGCAGCUACUCCCUGACUGAGCUUCCAACCUGCUUGCGGGCCCGGCUGGCCGGCGGGUCCCCCCCAUUUUGUUCUAUUUUUAUUUUUAUUUCUUUUUCUUCAUUUAUCUCAAAAGCAAAAUUGUAAAAAUCAUAUAAAUUCAUGUAAAAUCACAUAUUUACCUAAAAAAUCACAUUAAUCAACUGAAAACCACUUUUCAUACUUUAACACAAAUAUAAGUCUAUUUAUCAUGAGUUAAGGCUAAAACUAUAUUAUUUACUAAUUAUUAACUCAUGAUAAUAAAGACUUAUCGGUAUACAAAUUCACAUUGGUUGCUCGCUUGCAUGAGAGAGAGAGAAUAAAUUCUCAAGUACCCUUAUAUAGUGACAUUAUCAUAAUAUCUCAUUUUUAUAAAUAAGAGAUAUUUUUGAUAUUAAAAUCAUAGCAUCAUCACAAGGAAGCUGUGACCGAGUUUAGUCCCACAAAAAUUAUACACCGAAUUUUAAGACAAAUAUAUAGUAUUACGAGAUUUGGGAAUCAAUGAGUCCCUUUCUCGUGUGUGUAUGGCCACUACUUGCCACAUGCUUGGUUGGCCACCGGUGAUGUGGAAAGGGAGCAACACACAUGUGCCCCGAUCGGCCCACAACCACUCGAGCCCCAACUCGUAGCUCCUCCCCGACUGUGCUUCCGACCCACUUGCGGGCCUAACUGGCCAACAGAUCCCCCUCUUUUUUUUUAUUUUCUUUUUCUUUAUUUAUCUCAAAAAUAAGAUUAUAAAAAUUAUAUAAAUUCACAAAAAAAUCAUAUAAUUAGCUAAAAAUUCAUAUUAACCAAAUAAAAAUCAUUUUUCAUAAUUUAUAAGAAAUAUAAGUUUAUUUAUUAUGAUUUAAGAGUAAAACUAUAUUAUUUAUUAAUUAUUAACUUAUGAUAUUGAAGACUUAUCACACCCCUCAAUUUGAAUCAUUACUAAUCCCUUAACAAUAGAAUUACGAAAAUUAGUAAAAAUUCAUAAAUCUCAAACAUCAUAUUUCAAUGCAUAAAAAUACAAUUAGAAAUGAUGUACAUCUAAAUAUUUUGAACUCUUAUAUCAAGGAUUUAAAAAUGAUGGCAAACACUUAAAUCUUUAAGUACUCCUUAGAAUAACAAUCUAGACUUCACUUCUUCUAUUCACAUCUUUAUCACUUUUCAACUCAUAGAUAUAACUCACAAGAUGUUCCAAUUAUCAAUACUCAUCUAAGAAUAAUAUUGAUCUUACAUUUCUGUUUUUCUAUGGCUUGAUUUUUUAAGUUCAUACUAUAUUUCUUCUUUUUUUUUACUAUAGUAGAUAAGUAGCUUUUCUUAUAGACAAACUUUGACAAUAAGAAUGAUGUCUUGCACCCUCUAUGUGUACUCUUCAUUUCUAGGUGACGUGACUUAGUCGUUGUAUAUUAAAUCAUGUAAAUAUUAAAUUUAUAAAACUAGAAAAUAUGAAUUUUUGGAUAUUUAGAAGUAUUUCUGAACAAAUAUAUCAAUUAUAAUUCAAUAAAACUUCCAAAAAUAUCGGUAAUUUUCCAGGUCGAUCACAGGGUUGUAAUAUAAUAUAUGGUAAUUAUUCAGAAUUUUUCUCAAUGAAUACGAUUUUCUAUGAAUUGUAUACUAAGAAAUUAAAAGGAAAUAUAUUUAAAAUUCACGAAAAAAGGAAAUAAGGGUGCGGACGUCAGGAUGACGUCAAUGCCCGGCGAACGCAAAUCGGGUGGAAACAGAGUUCCGCCUGGCGAUUCUUACGUAAGCGAUUACAAAUGAUUUAAUUAAUCAAAUUAAGAUCUGUAAAAGCCAGAAGAAUCGUAAUAGAACAAAGUAUAUUUUGGUAAAUUAAAAUCACAAAAACUAUCACUAAAUGAAGCGUAAAGUAAGUUGAAAGCAGGAAAACAGAGUUCCGGCGUCGCGACGGCGAUGCGUCGGUGAUGCACCAGAAUUCUGAGUGUUCGAGAGGAUCAUCGUGCAGUGUCCACGGCCUCGAAGGCUCUCUUUGGACAAGGACAACGUGGGCAAUCUCUAGAUCUUCUCGCGAAGUCUAGAGAUUAAUGAAAUGGGUCGUCGAAUCGUCUCCAGUGGCUGUCACCCGGCAGAGCGGAAAAACGGUGACUUUGCGAUUCUCUAGUGGUUGUCACCCGACGGAGAGGAGCUGGAUGGAGGUGGGGCGUGUGUCAGGGAGCUUCAUCCUCAGGUCCUGCAGCAAGAGGAGGCUCUUCAUCGCAUCUGGUACGCUCUCAAGAGGUGGCGACUCAUCUCCCGGUGGACCGUCCUCUUCCCGACGAUGGCUUGUUCGUCAAUCAAUCGGAGAUGA
Messenger RNA from Spirodela intermedia, 2888 nucleotides. NCBI's taxonomy places the organism in Eukaryota, Viridiplantae, Streptophyta, Magnoliopsida, Alismatales, Araceae. The record is from the annotation of a GenBank genome assembly.